Mangifera indica (mango) is the source of this 3279-nucleotide messenger RNA. Its product is annotated as putative calcium-transporting ATPase 11, plasma membrane-type. The coding region runs from base 46 to 3156 and encodes 1036 amino acids. NCBI's taxonomy places the organism in Eukaryota, Viridiplantae, Streptophyta, Magnoliopsida, Sapindales, Anacardiaceae. The record is from RefSeq and is a predicted model, not a curated record. Gene Ontology annotation, molecular function: ATP hydrolysis activity; ATP binding; P-type calcium transporter activity. The transcript has 7 exons. Gene Ontology annotation, biological process: calcium ion transmembrane transport. Gene Ontology annotation, cellular component: membrane; intracellular membrane-bounded organelle.
GAGGCUCAGGAAGGACCAUAAUGUUUGAAAUAGGUUAAAAAAAAAAUGGACAGUCUUUUCAGUUUGAAAGACUUUGAUUUGGAGCAAAAGAAUCCGUCGGAGGAAGCCUUGAGACGCUGGAGGUCUGCCCUAUUUUUCGUUAGGAACCGCUGUCGAAGGUUCCGUAACGUCGCGGAUCUCGCCAAACGUGCUGAGGCCGAGAAGAAAAAACGCAAUAUACAGGAAAAGCUACGAGUAGCACUUUAUGUUCAAAAAGCAGCUCUACAGUUCAUUGAUGCUGGUGUACGAGUUGAAUACAAGCUUUCAGAUGAAGCUAUAGAAGCAGGUUUUACUAUAGACCCAGAUGAACUGGCAUCUAUUGUUCGUGGUCAUGAUAUUAAAGGCUUGAAACACUAUAAUGGGGUUGAAGGGAUUGCACGGAAAGUUUUAGUCUCACUAAAUGAAGGUGUUCAUGAAAGUGAUAUACCUAUCAGGCAAAAGAUCUUCGGCAUCAACCUUUACACAGAAAAACCUCCUAGAACAUUUUUAAUGUUUGUGUGGGAAGCACUUCAAGACCUAACAUUAAUUAUACUAAUGGUUUGUGCUGCGGUAUCUAUAGGUGUAGGACUUGCCACAGAGGGGUGGCCAAAGGGUUUAUAUGAUGGAUUGGGGAUCAUACUUAGUAUAUUUUUGGUAAGUCUGGUUACUGCUAUCAGUGACUACAAGCAGUCCUUGCAAUUUAGAGAUUUAGAAAGAGAGAAGAAAAAGAUUAUGAUUCAUGUCACUAGGGAUGGACAUAGACAAAAAAUAUCCAUUUAUGAUUUGGUUGUUGGCGAUGUUGUUCAUCUAUCUGUUGGUGACAAAGUUCCAGCCGAUGGCAUUCUUAUAUCAGGACACGCUUUGGUGAUUGAUGAGUCAAGCUUGUCAGGGGAAAGUGAGCCUGUGAAUAUAAAUGAAGAAAGACCUUUCCUUCUUACAGGAACGAAGGUACAAGAUGGUUCAGGAAAGAUGCUGGUGACAACAGUUGGUAUGAGGACUGAAUGGGGAAAGUUGGUGGAAACUCUGAAUGAGGGUGGAGAAGAUGAAACCCCAUUACAGGUAAAGCUAAAUGGCGUUGCUACAAUUAUUGGUAAAAUUGGUUUAACUUUUGCUGUGAUUACAUUUUUGGUAUUGACAGGAAGGUUUCUGUUAGAGAAAGCAAUUAAAGAUAAAAUUACAGAUUGGUCUUCAACUGAUGCAUUAACACUUAUAAACUACUUUGCCAUAGCAGUAACUAUAAUUGUUGUUGCUGUCCCUGAAGGAUUGCCAUUGGCAGUUACAUUGAGCCUUGCCUUUGCAAUGAAGAAAUUAAUGAAUGAUCAUGCACUUGUAAGGCAUCUCUCUGCAUGUGAGACAAUGGGUUCUGCUAACUGCAUUUGCACUGAUAAAACAGGUACAUUAACCACAAACCAUAUGAUGGUAGAUAAGAUAUGGAUAUGCAAUGAAAUUAUGAAGAUUGAAAAUAACAAUAAUGAAAACAUCUUGCAAUCAGAACUAUCCAGAGGAGUAUUAAACAUCCUCUUGCAGGCUAUAUUUCAAAAUACUAAUUCUGAAGUGGUGAAGGAUAAAGAGGGGAAAACUUCCAUUUUAGGAACACCAACAGAAUCAGCACUAUUAGAAUUCGGCUUGAUUUUGGGUGGCGACUUUGAUGUCCAACGCAGAGAAUAUAAGAUAAUUAAGGUAGAGCCUUUUAAUUCAGUUAAAAAAAAGAUGUCUACUCUUGUGGCUAUUCCAGGAGGUGGAAUGAGAGCAUUUUGUAAGGGUGCAUCAGAAAUAGUAUUGGGAAUGUGUGACAAAGUGAUUGAUGAAAGUGGAAAACCUGUUCCUCUAUCUGUAGAACAAGCAAGGUACAUUGUUGAUGUAAUAAACGACCUUGCCUCUGAAGCUCUGAGAACUCUCUGCCUAGUUUUCAAAGAUCUAAAUGAAUCUUCUGAUGAAAAUGGCAUCCCUGAAAGCGGCUAUACAUUAAUAACAGUUGUUGGAAUUAAGGAUCCAGUGCGCCCUGGAGUCAAGGAAGCAGUCCAAACUUGUUUAGCUGCUGGAAUUACUGUACGUAUGGUUACUGGAGAUAAUAUAAAUACAGCUAAAGCAAUAGCAAAAGAAUGUGGUAUACUUACAUCAGAUGGUGAGGCUAUAGAAGGACAAAAAUUUCGUAAUAUGUCCCCUGAAGAGAUGAAGUGCAUCAUACCAAAGCUUCAGGUAAUGGCUCGGUCUUUGCCUUUGGACAAGCAUGCCUUGGUAACUCAAUUAAGGAGUACAUUCGGAGACAUUGUUGCAGUGACUGGUGAUGGGACUAAUGAUGCUCCUGCCUUGCGUGGAGCAGAUAUUGGACUUGCUAUGGGCAUAGCAGGAACAGAGGUAGCAAAGGAAAAUGCUGAUGUCAUCAUUUUAGAUGAUAAUUUUUCAACUAUUAUAAAUGCGGCCAAAUGGGGACGAGCAGUAUACAUAAACAUUCAAAAGUUUGUGCAGUUCCAACUAACAGUUAACAUUGUUGCGCUUUUCAUCAAUUUCUUUUCGGCAUGCAUUUCAGGAUCUGCUCCUCUGACGGCUGUCCAACUGCUCUGGGUCAACAUGAUUAUGGAUACUCUUGGUGCUUUGGCUUUGGCCACGGAACCUCCAAACGAUGGACUUAUGAAAAGGCCUCCUAUAGGGAGGGGUGAAAGUUUCAUCACCAAUAUUAUGUGGAGGAAUAUUAUUGGUCAGAGUAUUUAUCAACUAGUCGUCAUUCUGACUCUCUAUUUUGAGGGGACAAAGCUACUGGAUCUUACUGGUACUGAUGCUACCAAUGUACUCGAUACUGUGAUAUUCAACUCUUUCGUGUUCUGUCAGGUGUUUAACGAAAUAAACAGUCGUGAGAUGGAGAAGAUUAAUGUGUUUCGGGGCAUUUUCAGUAGCUGGAUGUUCAUCGGCAUUAUUAUUGUGACAGUGGUAUUUCAAGUGAUCAUAGUUGAAUUCCUGGGAACCUUUGCCAGCACUGUACCACUAAAUUGGCAACUGUGGGUACUCUGCAUUGUAAUUGGAGCGAUGAGCAUGCCCCUUGCAGUUAUUAUAAAGUUUAUCCCUGUUAAAAACAGUGCACUUAAACGUCAACACCAUGAUGGUUAUGAUCUACUCCCUGCUGGCUCGGAUUUAGCUUAGACCAAACAAGAUGGUGGAAAGUAGUCGCUGUUUAGUGAAUGAAUGUAUCAAUAUAUCAAUGUAACAGUGAACCCUUUUUGAUAGUAAAACGUCACUAAUAAAGGCAAUAAAGUGUUUUUACAA